Cryptotermes secundus is the source of this 5201-nucleotide messenger RNA. It is a transcript of the gene wtrw, whose product is annotated as transient receptor potential channel pyrexia. Gene Ontology annotation, molecular function: monoatomic ion channel activity; protein binding. Gene Ontology annotation, cellular component: membrane. The transcript has 2 exons. The record is from RefSeq and is a predicted model, not a curated record. Bases 885 to 3917 code for a protein of 1010 amino acids. Gene Ontology annotation, biological process: monoatomic ion transport; transmembrane transport. NCBI's taxonomy places the organism in Eukaryota, Metazoa, Arthropoda, Insecta, Blattodea, Kalotermitidae.
UUAACAGCAGUGCGCGACGAUUUGGUUCGCCAUACGUUAGAGCAAUGUGUAUAUCUAUAUGACACCUACGUGAAAUACGGAUCUGCUGGAAAUUUCGACGUAAAUUUUGUGAUGAAAGAGUUCCCAGCAGGCUGUUCAUUGGUGAAUAAACAUAGAACAACCGGACUCUUAAGCGCCAAGUGCCUGCUGAGAAAUUAGAUGACCUAGGGACCAGACUUGAACAUGCACCUAGAAUACCACUGAAACGUUUAUGUAAAUCUUUGUGUAAAGAUUUGAAAUGCCACCGGAUAGUCGAGCUUUUGCAAACGUCAGCGGUAAAGCGUUCCGCGUGAGAGCUGUGUUUUGCGAUGUGCUUCAUUUGCAGUGACCUUGUGUGUGUAGCUGUAGGAGCAGUCAUGAUCGUGGUGAUGGUUAUGAUGUUUUCUGAGAGAAGUAUGAUGAAGAAGUACGUCACGGAUCAGAGGCGGGUCAUGUGAAGCUAUACGGCGUACCUGAAGAGAGAAACCGGCUUUGAGUUCGCUGCUAGUUCAGAAUUGACCAGCGUAGAAGGUUGUGCUGUAUGUACGACACGGACGCUUUAUGUGCACACACGUGUUGUAUAGUUUUGUUACUGUGCGCUCAGAAGUUUGUGUUUAUGGUACUUCUUAAUUUUAUUAUUGCGCUGAGUUCUAGAAAAUAAAGCUUGUCUAGAUGAAAUACUAUCGUAAUAUAGAUCAGCGGUCCUUCAGCACGCGCUUACUGUUGAUGCAUUCAUGAAAAAGAAGACAUUUCUGUGCCUGAUUUCUUGAACAGGAAAAUUGCACUGAGUAUGUAAAUUGAACAGAAAGAAAAAAAAAAGGUGGGCACUGCGCUUGAAUGGAAUCAGCGUUAUGGUAUAGUUCGCCAUGGGGGAUCUAGAAAAGAAUGUGCAUAAAAAGCCAAUGGAAAAGAAAAAAGUAACAUUGGCUCAAGCUGUGAGUAUGGAUGUCACCAUGGAGGAUCUAGAAAAGAAUAUGCAUAAAAGGCCACUGGAAAAGAAAAAAGUAACAUUGGCUCGAGCUGUGAGCAUGGAUGCCCAGAGGAUACCUCUAACAGCUCUUCCAAAAUACAAGACAGUGUCACCCAGACUUCUGGGUAGGUGGAAGAGCUACAGGAGAGAUGUAUGUGUGGAAGAAGACGAGUGCCACGUCAUGAAGCGGGGGGAGUCUCCACCUGCAGAUGACAUAGUACUGUUCGAUAGCUUUGAGGAUAUUGGAAAUGAAGUAAUUAGCGUGAGAAUAUGCAGAAACACUGUAAGGCAAGGCCUUCUAGACCUCAUGAGAUCCAAUGCUAAUACAGUUAUUGCUCAUUGCCUGGAAGAUAUUGAGGCUGGAAAAGUGUCCAUUGAAGAUGUAGUGCCAUUAAUGAAGAAUAGUAGCAGAAUGGAAAGAAAUGUUACAUUCCUGUGGGCAGCUUUUGUUAAACGACUGGAUUUCCUUCAGUUUCUGUUUCCCAUGGGAGUUGACAUAAAUUUCAGUGAACCUAGUGAAGGGUUUACAGCGCUUCACCUUAGCGCUUUCACUGGUUCUGUUGACUGUUCAGAAUUUCUUAUCUCAAAUGGUGCUAAUAUUAAUUUGGCCCCCAAGUGGUUUACUCCACUCCACAGUGCAGCAUUUGGUAAUUCUUUUGAAGUUCUAAAGUUCCUCCUGAAGAAUGGUGCAAAGUUGGAAGUUACUGGAAAAACAAAAGGCAAUGAUGACUUCAUUUAUGGGACUGCUUUACACUCUGCAGUAAAAGCAAAUGCCAUUGAAUGUGUCACACUGCUGUUAGCAGAAUGUUCUGAUAUCAACUCAGUUGAGCCUGGAGGAGUUUCACCGCUGCAUUUGGCUGCUGAAUUGGGACAUAUACAUCCACUGAAGAUUCUGCUUGAUUUUGGAGUUGAUCCCCACUUGGUUACUCGUGAUAAGAAGAACACAGCAUUACAUCUUGCUGCAGAAGGGGGUUUCAGUGAAUGUAUCUCAUUAUUACUGUGUAAAGGUGCCAAUGCAGAUGCGAGAAACUACAAGGGGCAAACAGCAUUGCACUUGGCAGCUCGUGCUCAAUCAGUAGAGUGUGUUGAAAUGUUAUUGGAUACUGGAGCUUGUGAUUCAAAUGCUGUGGAUAAUGAUAUGCGGUCACCACUUCAUGCAGCGGUUGCAAAAUCUUUGCUGGCAUAUGAAAUUACUGAGCUGUUAUUAAUGUGGAAAGCUGAAGUGAACCAAAAAGACAAAUAUGGUUAUACACCACUUCACAUUGCUGCCCUGAAUGAGCAGUAUAAGUGUGUAGAGACACUGCUAUACCAUGGUGCAAAUGUCAGUGCCAAAACUAAGGGUGGCACUUCAGCACUCAGCAUUAUUAUCCGCAAAACUCCGGCAUCACUGGCCAUGUUGUACCAGAAAUUAGACUCUGCAAUAUCAUUAAGUGAUCCAGAAGCAUCUAAUAGGGAAGUAGAAGUUAAACUUGAUUUUCGAUUCCUACUACAGAAUUGUGACAAGGGAGAAAUAAGCUUUUUGAAGACGUUUGUAGAUGCAGGUCAAAAGGAUAUUCUUGAGCAUCCAUUGUGUGAAGCAUUUCUUUACCUGAAAUGGGAGAAAAUACGUAAAUACUAUGUUGCCAGGCUUCUGUUCUAUGGAAUCUUCGUUUUGUGUCUGUCUGCCUAUGUUCUGAUGGCUCUGGCACAUAACUGUUAUAACAGUGGCAGGGCUGCAAGUAAUGCCACCCUGAUAACAGACAGUGAGACACAGUUAUGUCUGGACAAGUCUGUGAUGGCAGAAUUUCUUAGAAGGAAUUAUUUAGUGACUGAAGUUACAUGGUAUGUCCUUGUAUUCUUCACUGUAUGUGAGUGCUUACGUAAGUUCAUUGGUUUUGCAGCAUAUUCGUCUUUGAAACAGUAUCUGUUACAGAUGGAGAAUGCUAUUGAAUGGUUUGUGAUUGUUAGUGUUUUUGUGAUAUCGUGCAUCUAUACAGGGAGAACAUACACCUGGCAGAAUCAUGUAGGAGCCUUUGCUGUUCUUCUGGGUUGGGUAAAUCUCAUGGUUAUGAUUGGACAGCUGCCUGUGUUGGGUUCUUAUGUGGCUAUGUACACCAGUGUGCAGAAAGAAUUUGCAAAACUCUUUGCAGCAUACCUCUGCCUCUUGAUUGGAUUCACAAUCUCAUUUUGUGUUAUUUUCCCCAUGUCAGAUGCCUUUAGAAAUCCACUUGUAGGGUUCAUGAAGGUCCUUGUUAUGAUGACUGGUGAAUUAGAAUUUGAAGAUAUGAUAUUAGGAAAAGAUGAAGAAAAGAAACCAGCAUUUCUUUUGGAGUUCAGUGGUCAUGUUGUGUUUGUUGUCUUUCUUUUGUUUGUUACUGUUAUAUUGAUGAACUUGCUUGUAGGAAUUGCUGUGCAUGAUAUCCAAGGGCUUCAGAAGACAGCAGGGCUCUUGAAACUAGUACGUCAGACAGAAAUGAUUUCAUAUAUAGAGUCUGCAUUAUUUGAUGGCUUCUUGCCACAGUAUGUAAUUAGAAUUCUUCAGUGGACAGCACUAGUGUCACCUUCUGCAUACAGGGUUGUAAUACAAGUGAAACCACUCAAUCCUCGAGAAAAAAGACUACCAAAAAAUGUUCUAAUGGCAGCUUAUGAAACAGCGAAACUGAGAAGACAAUUUGGUCAUACGGUGUCCUCUCGAGGAUCCCACAGUACAGUUUCUUCUAGCUUCACAACAUCUCGUGGGUCUUCAUUUCAUGUGGAUCAGAAGAAGAAUUUUCCGCAGACGUGUGAACUGUCAAAUAUUCAUUUGCUGUUCCAGAGAAUAGAGGAGGGAUCAAAGGCAAUAGCUAAAUUAACAGAUGAAGUACAAGAUCUUAGGGAAGCCACAAGGUCAAAUCUGACUUUGUUAAGUCAGAUGUUUGAUCUGUUGAACAAGAAAAAUAGUGACUGUUAAAACUUUAAGUACACUGAUAAACUGAAGUUAAUAUCCAUUGCUGCACUUAAUGUACAGAAAUAUAGGAUGUACAGGUUAUUGAAAUUAGCUGUCCUGAUGGUACUAGUAUAUGUUUCAUUAAACCAUUCUGUACUACAUGUGAGAUGACUAGUUUAGAAGCACUGGCCCUUGUAGUCUGAAAUUAUUUUGUGUUUCAGAAGAUGCUAAAUAAAUAUCCCUCUUUUCUAGAUAACUUAAGCUAUUUGUAGCUUUCUAGCAAUAGAAAUCAUGAACAUGGAGGUAUGGUAAAACAAAAAGCUUGUAUAACACUUCUGUUUUCUGAUACAUCCUGAUGGGCUAGUGAUUGGGCACAGAAGUAAGUAAUGUUCCAUGAUACUGUGUAGGGGACAGUGUAAAUUUCCACAUAUUCUUAACCUCAGCACAAAAUGAACAUAUUGUUCUUCAGCCACUGGUACUCCUGAAAAAUAUGACUUACGUAACAAUAAAAUAUAUAUCUGAGUGAUCCCUGGAGCAUUGUGAAUGCUGUGGUGAAGAGAUACUAGUAUAUGCCAUUUCAUAUUUAUGGCAUUGUGUGUUUUUGAAAGGUACUGGUGGAAUACAGUGUUUAUCAUGCAGUGACACAGAAGAGGCUGAUCUGUGGUAUUUGACAUUUAGCAGCUUAUAGUUGAUUAAUAUUAACCAUAUAUGAUGUACUGUCACAUUUGGUCCAACAGAUGUGUGUCAUUUAUUUAUUUUUAACUUUUUGUAUAUUGUUUGCUUAUUUUGUUUUAAAUAGUGAACAUGCUCAUUUAUUGCUCAUAUUUGAUUGAAUAUAUGUUGAUAUAGUUGAAGAGUAUUUUUUACCACUUUUCACUUGUUUAUACAUCUUAUUUGCUUUUUUUACGAUGUAACAGAAUAAAAAGUUACAAUUUCUCUAGACAAGAAUUAUUUAUUAUUUUUCAGAUAUGUCUCCUUAGUGUAUUAAAUGUUUACAGAAAUAUUUCUAUGGGCAUAUGCUAUUUUUCAUUGAGUAACAGGCUUUAAUAUGGUAGGAAAUGAAAAAUGAGAACCUGAAAUUGAAAAUAAGAAUUAAAUUGAGGUUUUCUUGCAUACGGGCAUUAUAUAGUCCAUUAUAAUGGAUGUAGGUUAUUCAGUUGGCACAGAAUUGGUUCCACUGGCUGGGUGUAGUAAGCAUAAUGAUGAACCUCCUAUCGAACUAGUGUAUUUUAUGGAGCAGUAUCCUCCUUGAAUAGCUCAGUCACUCAGUUUAUGAAGAAAUUUUGCACUCUUCAUGGAACCUGAAGA